Cornus florida is the source of this 1646-nucleotide messenger RNA. Its product is annotated as scarecrow-like protein 18. Lineage: Eukaryota; Viridiplantae; Streptophyta; Magnoliopsida; Cornales; Cornaceae. The transcript has a single exon. Gene Ontology annotation, cellular component: nucleus. The coding region runs from base 61 to 1287 and encodes 408 amino acids. Gene Ontology annotation, molecular function: DNA-binding transcription factor activity; sequence-specific DNA binding. Gene Ontology annotation, biological process: regulation of DNA-templated transcription; meristem initiation. The record is from RefSeq and is a predicted model, not a curated record.
CUCCCUAGGGUUUCAUCCCAACAUCCUUGAUUAGGGUUUCCAGUACUGCUAGUAAGAGAGAUGUUGGGUUCUUUUAGUUCUUCUUUACAGUAUGAGGAAGAGGAGGAAAUACCAGUAUUACCAUCACAUCAUUUGCACUACCACCACCAUAUUCAACAACCACCACCACUGACGAUUACAUCUCCGGCAACCCAAUUGCGCCAAUUACUAAUAAGUUGUGCUCAUCUUAUCUCACAAUUCGAUUUCUCCGCCGCUCGCCGCCUUCUCACCAUUUUAUCCGCCAACUCUUCCCUUCACGGUGACUCCACCCAAAGAUUAGUCCACCAGUUCACCAAAGCCCUCACUCUCCGCCUCAACCGCCACGUCACGGCCUCCGCCACUAGUACUGUCACCGCCUCUAAUGUCAUCACCCACUUGGACUCAUACCUAUCACUCAACCAAAUAACACCAUUUAUUAGGUUUAGUCAGCUCACAGCCAAUCAAGCAAUCUUGGAAGCCAUUGAAGGCCAAGCAGUCAUCCACAUCCUCGAUUUUGACAUCAUGCACGGCGUGCAAUGGCCGCCUUUGAUGCAGGCAAUCGCCGACCGUUAUCCUCCGCCCACACUCCGAAUCACCGCCACCGGAAAAAACCCUAAUACCCUCCGAAGGACCGGUGACCGCCUCUCAAAAUUCGCCCAAACCCUCGGCCUAAAAUUCUACUUUCACCCACUUCUUGUCAUCAGUGACGAAGACAUUAUCUCCAUGGUGUCCCCAUAUAUACUACCAAAUGAAACCCUAGCUGUGAAUUGUAUGUUUUAUCUUCACAGACUCCUCAAAGACCGGGACAAUCUUCUAGUUUUUCUUCAUGGGAUUAAGGCCAUGAACCCUAAAGUGGUGACCUUGGCCGAGAGAGAAGCGAACCACAACCACCCCAUUUUCUUGCAGAGGUUUAUUGAGGCUGUGGACCAUUAUGCGGCGGUUUUCAACUCCUUGGAGGCUACUCUGCCGCCUAACAGCGGCGAGAGGCUGACGGUGGAGCAAGUGUGGUUCGGGAGGGAGAUUUCGGAUAUCGUGGCGGAGGAGGGAGAGGGCAGGAGGGAAAGGCAUGAGAGGCUGAGGUCUUGGGAGGUGAUGUUGAGGAGCUCAGGGUUUGAGGGUGUUUCUUUAAGCCCUUUUGCACUUUCACAGGCAAAGCUUCUCUUGAGGCUACACUAUCCUUCUGAGGGUUACCAAGUUUUUAGUCUAAACCAUUGUUUCUUCUUAGGUUGGCAAAAUCAACCUCUAUUCGCAGUUUCUUCGUGGCACUAAAUAUCACAUACGUACAUAUAUAUAUAUAUAUGUUGAUCAUGCGCGUAAAUGGGUGCAUUCUGAAUGAUCAUGUAAAAAUCUGUAAGAAAACAGCAGCUGCAAUUGCUAGCCUCCUGCCUAUAUAAUUCCCAUCUAGCUACCUACCUUCACUCAGGUUUUUCUUCUAGUGAUCAUGAAACUGAAUUUUCUGUUCUAUACUACUAUUAGCUACUUGGAAUGAAUAGAUAUAGAUUUUAUGAUUAACAUACAUAAUCUUAGUGUUACUUUUUUUUCUCCUCCUUUUAAAUUUCCUUUUUUUAAUGUAAGAUUCUAUAACCAAAUCUACUUAAUUUCAGCCUUUCGAUCAAGAGGCAACAAAA